Molecule: messenger RNA, 689 nt
Organism: Cantharellus anzutake
Lineage: Eukaryota; Fungi; Basidiomycota; Agaricomycetes; Cantharellales; Hydnaceae
Exons: 5
Coding region: 194-454 (86 amino acids)
Source: RefSeq, a predicted model, not a curated record
CUCUGUGCCUGCGGGUACUGGGUUGACGGACUCCGCUCGCCCCAAUAACUAUGUGAACCAAUCACUCUAUCGUCGUUGCAAACCGAGCCCCAUUCAGUUGCACCCACCCCUGAAUACGAUCUCAUAUUGAGGAUUACCAGUCUUCUUAACCGAAUACAGCCGCCUGGCCUAACUGGCCUUCUGUUUAUCGUUGAUGAUGAACGCAGAGUUCAGUUUUGGAGAAACCAUGUCAGGGAAUAUCCAUCUUGCCUUCCAGAUAGCUUCAUCGGGGCUCCAGCAUUUUCCCCGCUGGGUCAAGAUAUCCCCCCCGUUGCCCCAACUUGUGCAGUGGAAUUGGGAUUCUUUCGGGCAAAGACCUAGCAGGAUUCUCGCUAUCGUGGAUCGAUUAAAUAUUCCAUACCACCCGAUCCGUGUAGUUUUCUUGAUUACGACAUGUAUUGUGCUGCCCUUUUAAUGAUUGUUGUCUCCAGACAGGUAAUCCGCUUAACCACUUCAGCCUAACAAGAUUACUUGCUCGUCCAAUAACAUGGUGAUUGAUGAUGAGGAUGAUAAUGAUUUCAUUUUAUAGUGCGUCACUGCAGGUCGGCAUACGCCGCACUUACCUGAAGUGAGAAGGUGUUUUGGGGCGAGGUGUUCGUAACAAAAGCGCGGGAGUGCGUAUCCAUAGGAUCUCGGUUAUGAGUUCGUGG